GCUAACCUCCACCUCCGCCUCCGCACAGGCGGGACUGAACCUGUCGCAGCCGCGGCCCGGAGGUUACGGCUCGGGACGUGCGGGAUGUUUGAAUUAUUCCGGCUGCGCCGCUUCCUGCUUCGCUGCGUGCUCGUCAUUCGCUCUACAGCUCAACGUGUCGGCUCCUGACUCGGACGCGCUGAAUGAGUUGCUCUAUUUCCGUUUGUCUGGCCCACCUCUUCGCAUUCCUCUCCGCUUUGCAAUAAAGCCGCUCCGGCUUAAUGACGCCUCAUAGCGCCGCUUAUCGCUGCUGCCGAAGGAGCCUCGCGUCGCUUCUGGAAACCUGAGGGUUUUGAAGGAAAUCAAAAUGUCAAGGAGUUAGAGUUCAACCGGGAUGCUCGGGUUUCAUCCCCUCCAAAGUGCAAUGAUCCCGAGACAGUUAUACAGAGUUACAUGUAAAGGAUAAGGUUGUCCAACAAAGGCCGUUUAUUUCUAGAGGGAAGGGCAGGUACACGUCUUCAGUUAGCAAAAUGCCUGUGGAGACUCUUCAGCCAGUGAGGCAGCCAGGGAGGAUCGCUGUAGCUGUCGCCCCCCCUCGCCUGCGACUCAGAGGGCCGCUGGGGCCUGACCUCUACCGGCAUUCUCCCACAGCGCAGGGCAGACCGAAGCAGAGCGCAGUGGAGCGGCUGGAGGCCGACAAGGCUAAAUAUGUCAAGAGUCAGCUGGCUCUUUCUAAGCAGCAGCCAGUCAGGCCUGCUGAGCUGUGGAAGCCCUUCGUAAACCCUGGCACCCCCAUCCAGACCACCAGGAAGACCCCCGCCCACGGUAAACCAAAGCAGGACGGCGUCCAGCUGGACCUGGAGCACCUGAGUAACCUCAUCAGCGGCGUGACUGACGGAGCCCAGGCCGGCGCCGCUGUCGGCUCAGACAGCAGCAGAGCGCCUAAGGGUGUGGGCGCCGCGCCGAGCUGUCCUCACCCCCCGACUGCAGGGCCACAGCACCAAAAGGAGAAGCCGCAACCACCUCCCCGUCCGGACUGGGCCAGUCCAGCCAAGGUGAGGCUAAAGGCCUCAGGAACUGCCAGGGGGGAGGGCCCCGGCUCGCCUGGCUCUCCAGGGGGUCCUGGGGGUCCUGCUGCAGGGACCGUACGCAGAGUGGACGUCAUGCCCCAGGCCGGCCCUGUGAGGACCCCCUGUAGACCGCCUCUGUUCAUCCGCCAGCCGCUGCAGCCCACGCCUUUGCUUUCCAAGUUCCCACUGCGCACGGCGAUUUCUCAACAGCGCCUUUUCCAAACGCCACUCAGAACAGUUUCCUCUCCCCUGAAACCGGUUGUAGCCUCAUCCAAGCCUGACAACACCCCCUCCUCUCCAGCAGGGACCCCUGACUCUGCCCCACCUCACCCCCGCCUCCCUGAUUUCCCCCCACCCUCCCCCGCCAUAACCCGUCUGUCCACUUCCAGCUCCAGGAAGCGCCCGUCUCUGACCCGUUCUAAGUCGGACAUGAGCGACCGGUUCUCCAGAGCCGGGACGGAGCUGGAGCGCUUCUUCAACCUGUGCGGCGUGGAUCCCGCAGAGCUGCCGGAGCUGACUGGAUCCAGCUCGGACAUCGUGUCCCUCGCCCGUUUUCGCAGCGUCAGCGCCCCGGGGUCAGAGUGCGCAGGCUCUGGCAAUGAAGAUGAUGAAGAUGAUGAUGAAGGGGACGCUGGCAAGAGUGCGGAGCGCGUUCCCUACGGCGUUUCUGUCAUCGAGAGAAACGCCAGAGUGAUCAAAUGGCUGUACGGCCUCCGUCAGGCCAAGGACAGUGUUGCUAAGAGCACCAAUUUAUAGGAGAGCGAUAAGUGGUCAGAAUGACAUCAUGCAUGAAGUGAUGGGACCCAAAUUAAACUGGUCAACUGAAGUAUUGGAAACCUUGAUGGAUACGAUUGUCUUCUCCUGCUGUUCUUUAUUUUCUACAAAAUUUAAAAAUUGGUCGUGAUUUUCUUAUCUGUAAAGAAUUUUUGUUUCAUGUUUGUUUGUUUGUUUGUUUGUUUGUUUGUUUGUUUUACUUUCCCACUGAGUUUGUGAAGCUCAUGAGUUACUUUCUUGUAUCUGUCUUGUCACUGACGUAGUGGAAAAUGAGGCUCUGCUGUAAGUGGACGCGUUGAACUGAGUGUUGCAAACGUCUUGGUUAAGAUGUUUGUUAUGUUUUCUUAAUAAAUUAAUUGAACUCUA
Betta splendens (Siamese fighting fish) is the source of this 2189-nucleotide messenger RNA. RefSeq names its product family with sequence similarity 110 member A (gene fam110a). The coding region runs from base 510 to 1805 and encodes 431 amino acids. Lineage: Eukaryota; Metazoa; Chordata; Actinopteri; Anabantiformes; Osphronemidae. The transcript is spliced from 2 exons. The record is from RefSeq and is a predicted model, not a curated record.